Molecule: messenger RNA, 2324 nt
Organism: Ceratina calcarata
Lineage: Eukaryota; Metazoa; Arthropoda; Insecta; Hymenoptera; Apidae
Exons: 4
Coding region: 869-2212 (447 amino acids)
Source: RefSeq, a predicted model, not a curated record
CGAUCGUUCGCGUGCCAUCGCACUGCAUUCCACUUAUAUUUAAUCCACGGUGGGUAUAUUUUCGAAUCCGCCCACCUAAAAAUAGCCGGAACGCGUUUCGUUGCAUUCCUACGUUGUAUUUAGAUAUAGUAACACAUGCCCAAGGGAAACACCUUCGCGCCUUUUACAUAAUUAAUGAACCUGUCUUAUGAAAAACGCGGAGCGUUUCUAGUAAAAUGAGAAGAGAGACCGAGAGAGCGGGAGGUAAGACGGAACUGGGCAGAGGCGAAGAGAGAAAACCGAUAGAGCGGGAGCUAAAUAAGAAACCCUGACGAUAAGCCACGAAGCGUAUACGACGGCCUGUACAAUGACGUCGCGUUCUGUCAUCCGGCGCGCUACCUCUCCGGGCCUCUGAGGCCUCUCCACUACCACCGGCUCAGCCAUUAUAGUGGAACAGAACUUGAUCGGUUCACAACUAUACAUACACAUAGUGGCAGGCCUUUGAACGGUGCGCGCCUCGUGUCUUCUGCACGCCGUACCGCGUUUCUUCCUCCCUUUCUCGUUCCUUUCGCCGUUUUUCUGCCGGCUCCGCGCGAUUAUCUCCCUCCCUCCGGUCUAUAGUCUUCACCUGCGCGACGAUAAACCCUGCCGGUCGCUUCCGAUCGCUCCGUAAACAAAGGGGACGACGACACCGCGACUUUGCGCCGUCGUCCGAUCAUCGGCGAUCCUCGUUAGUAAACAAAAGGGAUGAAAGGUCGAACCCGUUAGCCAAUCACGGGAACGUCGUUAGCUACGUCAUCGACCUUAGACGGGACGACGAUGAUCGUUAUGCCGUAUAUUUGAACGAGGUUUCGCACGUUUCGAACAGUAUGAGAAGUCGAACGCAAACAUGAGGUUCUCGCUCUGCAUUUACUGGAUCGCCUUCCUAUCGCCGUUAAUCGGUUCGAUUACGAGCGCGAAGGAUCUUCAAGAGGAGCAUGAAACUACAGAUCUGAAACUGAUCGAGGAUGAAAUAUUAGCUCUGAUACAGCAGGAUUCCAGUUGGAUGAUCGACGAAUCGGCUCGUAGCAAACGGAACGGAGAGAUCGAGGUUGAGCGGAUUCUCACGAGGCAUAAGAAACACCGAAAACGGCGUCGCUGUAAAAAUCAAUCCACCACGUGUCUUCGGGGCACGUCCACGACACCGCGAGGCGACGAAGCUCCGGUCGAUGAAACUUCAGAAAAAUUGAAAUUAGCUACAGAGAGCGACGAUCGCGUACAGGACUCGCACACUGAGACCAAGGAAAAGGAUCAUAACAUUAACCAUUCACUGAGGGAGAACGAUGGAAUUAUACCAGAGAGAAACGCAUCCAUCAAUCAAAAUUUAUCCGAUUUGAAACUGACAAAUUCGUCCGACGGUCGAUCCACUGCCAGCGAAUCCGAAUUGCCACGCGCGAAUCCAUCUUUCCAAACGAGCCGAAAAGACCGACCAAAAAAGGGCGAAAUUAGUGAUAACGACGAUUAUGUGGACGAGGAGCCUUCGGCUAUGUACUCGGCCGUCGACGAACAAUACGCGAUUCCCGAGAGCAUAACUGUACUCUUAAACAAAUUAUUCCAAGCCCUCGGGAACACAACGAACGACCAGGACACUCUUAACGACUCGACUUCCACGAAUGAAACAACCGAAGACCCCUGCCAGAAGUGGAUAAAUAGCAAGGACAAGUUCAACGACGUGUUCGCAAGUAGCCUAACGGUAUUGCCCGCGUGUCCCUGCUUAUACCCGAACAACAUUGUUUAUGAUGACAAAAUUUGGGACGAGAAACGGAAGAAAAAUUUUCGGUGGCGAGACGUGAGCGGCGAAUCUCACAGGCUCGACGUCUACAAAUCCGGUGCCACUUAUUGCAUACGCUCGGCACUGACUCAGGGAACCGGAAGUGCAGCCGCUCAACACUGCUGUUACGAUUCGGACAGGAAACUCCUGACCCGUGGUUCCGGUGCCGGCACCCCGCACUUCAUAAGCGCGGAGGUAUCGACUAUAUUGCACGAGAAGCUCGACAUCUUACCCUGGAGACUUUGCAAGGGUGAUUUUUCCAGGUACGUGACGGCGUGUUCUAAAUCUCUUACAACGUUGACCAGCAAAACUGUUGAUUUCAGAUACAACGCAGUGAGACCACCGAACAAUGAGAACAAUUGCGAAACUAAUCCUGAGGACGAAGAGUACCAACGUCAAGUCAAUAGUACCAAGUAUUAUUAACUUCUUGUUUUAUCGUGUCGACUCGCGACGGAAGUUCGAACAGUAUUUACACGGACUUAAUUUAAAUAUAUAUAUAUAUAAUGUACGAUGUAACGUAGGAAAUAAACGUGAU